Molecule: messenger RNA, 2456 nt
Organism: Lucilia cuprina (Australian sheep blowfly)
Lineage: Eukaryota; Metazoa; Arthropoda; Insecta; Diptera; Calliphoridae
Product: titin-like
Exons: 2
Coding region: 74-2329 (751 amino acids)
Source: RefSeq, a predicted model, not a curated record
UAUUGAUUCUAGUAAUCAUAACACAAAUCUUCUUUAAUUCCUCUACAACAUCUGCAAAGAUCUCUAAAUAAUAAUGAGAGUUUUUGUCGUAUUUUUUGCCGUAGUGGCAGCCGCUUCAGCAGCUUCCAUAGCUGUUGAAUAUUUACCACCGGUGGCUGAUAAUAGCCUACCCAGCCAGGAGUAUAUCCCACCCGUCGAGACUAUCGAAGAAGCUGCCACCUUAGCCGAUGAUGGUUAUCGUUAUAAAACUGUACGCAAGUUAAAAUUGAGAUCUCGUCGUGAUGUUAGCGAACUUCCAUCCAGUGAAUAUUUGCCUCCCCCCGUUGAGGCUCAACCAGAAGUUGCCGUAGAACCUGUCCCCGAAGUCAUCUCUAUUGAAGCCCCCGAAGAAAAAACUGAAUUGGCUGAAGAUGGUUACCGUUACAAGACCGUUCGUCGCUUGAAAUACCGUAAGCGUCGUGAUGUCAACGAAUUGCCUGCCAACGAAUACUUGCCUCCUACUGAAGCUGCCCAAGAAGAAGCUGUUGUUGCUGAACCUGUAGAAGAAGCCGUCCCUGAAGAGAAAACUGAAUUGGCUGAGGAUGGUUACCGUUACAAGACUGUACGUCGCCUGAAAUAUCGUCAUCGUCGUGAUGUCAAUGAAUUGCCCUCUAGCCAAUACUUACCUCCCACUGAAGUUGUUCAAGAAGAAGUACCUGUUAAUGAACCUGUUGUUGAGGAAGUUGCUGUUGUUGAAUCAGUCCCAGAAGAGAAAACAGAAUUGGCCGAAGAUGGUUACCGUUAUAAGACCGUACGUCGCUUGAAAUACCGUAAACGCCGUGAUGUUAACGAAUUGCCUGCUAGCCAAUACUUGCCCCCCACUGAAGUUGCUCAAGAAGAAGUAGUCGUUGCUGAACCCGUUGUGGAAGAAGUAGGUGCUGUUGAAGCCGCUCCUGAAGAGAAAACUGAAUUGGCUGAAGAUGGUUACCGUUAUAAGACUGUACGUCGCUUGAAAUACCGUAAACGCCGUGAUGUUAACGAAUUGCCCGCCAGCCAAUACUUACCUUCUACUGAAGUUGCCCAAGAAGAAGUUGUUGUUGCUGAACCAGUUGUUGAAGAAGUUGCUAUAGUAGAAGCUACCCCUGAAGUAAAAACUGAAUUGGCUAAAGAUGGUUACCGUUACAAGACCGUACGUCGCUUGAAAUACCGUCAUCGUCGUGAUGUUAACGAAUUGCCUGCUAGCCAAUACUUGCCCCCCACUAAAGUUGCUCAAGAAGAAGUAGUCGUAGCUGAACCCAUUGUGGAAGAAGUAGCUGCUGUUGAAGCAGCUCCUGAAGAGAAAACUGAAUUGGCCGAAGAUGGUUACCGUUAUAAGACUGUACGUCGCUUGAAAUACCGUCAUCGUCGUGAUGUUAACGAAUUGCCUGCUAGCCAAUACUUGCCUCCCACUGAAGUUUCUCAAGAAGAAGUAGUUGUUUCUGAACCCGUUGUGGAAGAAGUAGCUGCUGUUGAAGCCGCUCCUGAGGAGAAAACUGAAUUGGCUGAAGAUGGUUACCGUUAUAAGACCGUACGUCGCUUGAAGUACCGUCAUCGUCGUGAUGUCAAUGAAUUGCCCGCUAGCCAAUACUUGCCCCCCACUGAAGUUGCUCAAGAAGAAGUUGUUGUUGCUGAACCAGUUGUUGAGGAAGUUGCUGUUGUAGAAGCUACCCCUGAAGAAAAAACCGAAUUGGCUGAAGAUGGUUAUCGUUAUAAGACCGUACGUCGCUUGAAAUACCGCCAACGUCGUGAUGUUAACGAAUUGCCCGCUAGCCAAUACUUGCCUCCCACUGAAGUUUCUCAAGAAGAAGUAAUUGUUUCUGAACCCGUUGUGGAAGAAGUAGCUGCUGUUGAAGCCGCUCCUGAGGGGAAAACUGAAUUGGCUGAAGAUGGUUACCGUUAUAAGACCGUACGUCGCUUGAAGUACCGUCAUCGUCGUGAUGUCAAUGAAUUGCCUGCUAGCCAAUACUUGCCCCCCACUGAAGUUGCUCAAGAAGAAGUAGUUGUUGCUGAACCCGUUGUGGAAGAAGUAGCUGCUGUUGAAGCCGCUCCUGAAGAGAAAACCGAAUUGGCCGAAGAUGGUUACCGUUACAAGACUGUACGUCGCUUGAAAUACCGUCACCGUCGUAAUGUUAAUGAAUUGCCCGCCAACGAAUACUUGCCCCCUACAGAAGUUGCUCAAGAAAUUGUUGCUGAACCCGUUGUCGAGGAAGUAACAGCUGUUGAAGCCGCUCCUGAGGAUAAAACUGAAUUAGCUGAAGAUGGUUACCGUUACAAGACCGUACGUCGCUUGAAAUACCGUUACCGUAACUAAAUAAUCAGUAUUUAAGUAUAUUAGCUUUAAGGUAAAACUUACUUUUAAAAGUUCCCGCUUUUAAAAUUAAGUUUUUUUAGUAACUAAUUCUAAAGCUUUCAUAAGAGAGCUUUCACAAAUUACUGUU